Messenger RNA from Knipowitschia caucasica, 1269 nucleotides. The record is from the annotation of a GenBank genome assembly. NCBI's taxonomy places the organism in Eukaryota, Metazoa, Chordata, Actinopteri, Gobiiformes, Gobiidae.
AUGGCGGUGCCCUCGGCUCAGGACUUCCACUGGCAGAGUCUGGCCCGUCUGUCCAGUGGGCGGGUCUACCACACGCUGACGCAGGUGGGGGGGCAGGUGUUCAUGCUGGGGGGCUGUGACGCUGCGGGACGGCCCUGUGCAACUGUGGAGACCUACUGCCCUGAGUAUCUGUCCUCACACCUGUCCUCUGUCCUCACACCUGUCCUCUGUCCUCACAUCUGUCCUCUGUCCUCACAUCUGUCCUCUGUCCUCACACCUGUCCUCACACCUGUCCUCUGUCCUUACACCUGUCCUCUGUCCUCACAUCUGUCCUCUGUCCUCACACCUGUCCUCACACCUGUCCUCUGUCCUCACACCUGUCCUCUGUCCUCACAUCUGUCCUCUGUCCUCACACCUGUCCUCACACCUGUCCUCUGUCCUCACACCGGUCCUCUGUCCUCACACCUGUCCUCUGUCCUCACACCUGUCCUCACACCUGUCCUCACACCUGUCCUCACAUCUGUCCUCACACUUACCCUCUCUCCUCUGGUGGUCCUCCAGGGCGACCGGUGGUCCUCGCUCACCCAGAUGCCCACCCCUCGAGCGGGUGCGGCCGUAGCGGUGCUGGGGAAGCAGGUGUUGGUGGUGGGGGGUGUGGGGGAGCAGCAGAGCCCCAUGAAGGCGGUGGAGGUCUACCACACUGACGAAGGGCGCUGGAGGAAGAGGAGCGCGCUGAGGGAGCCUCUCAUGGGCCUCUCCAUCGCUGUCAAAGAGAACCGCGCCCUGGCCAUCGGGGGGAUGGGAGCCGACCUCCUGCCGCGGAGCAUCCUGCAGCAGUACGACCUCCGGAAGGACGUGUGGGCGAUGCUGCCCCCGAUGCCCACGCCGCGCUACGACGCUAACGCUAACCUGCUGGGGAGCAAGCUCUAUGUGGCAGGCGGGCGUCAGUGCAAGAGGCCGGUGAAGGUCCUGGAGGUGUACGACACAGAGGCUCGCAGCUGGAGCACGCUGCCCGCCCAGCCCUGUAAGCGCUCUUACGCGGGGGUGCUGUGGGACCCCCUGGGGAGGCUGUGUCUGUUGGGGGGGCUGCGGCAGGGCGGGGGCCAUCAGAGCUCCAAGUUCACCAAGAACGUCAACAUUUUCGACACCAACCAAGAGAAAGUUUUGCCUACACUCGCACACGCGCUGCUUUUGAUUGCCGUGGGGGGGGGGGGGGGUGGGGGGGGGGGGUUGGGUUGGGGGGGGGGUGGGGGGGAGGGGGUGAGGCGAGAACCCAUUCCUCCGAUCUAA